This is a messenger RNA of Gossypium arboreum, 798 nucleotides long. Its product is annotated as protein LEAD-SENSITIVE 1-like. The coding region runs from base 77 to 598 and encodes 173 amino acids. The transcript is spliced from 2 exons. NCBI's taxonomy places the organism in Eukaryota, Viridiplantae, Streptophyta, Magnoliopsida, Malvales, Malvaceae. The record is from RefSeq and is a predicted model, not a curated record.
UAUAGGGGAGGGGGGGGGGUUAAAGAAGGGCGUAUAACAAACAUAUAGAAGUUUAAAGGGUGAGGGAAUUAAAAAGAUGAAAACAGUAAGAAUAGACGCUCUAAGACCAGGAGAUCACAUAUUUUCUGAUAGGAAAUCACGUCUCUAUUUUCACCAUGGCAUAUAUGUGGGAGAUCAAAUGGUGAUUCAUCUGAUGGGACCAAGCAAGACUUACAACCUAAAACCCUGCCAAAGAUGUGGGUUCAAGCCCCAAGCAGGGAUCUUCAAAACUUGCCUCGAUUGCUUCCUCAAUGGCCACUCACUCUACCGCUACGAAUACGACGUUUCUUACUUAAAACUGGUUUUCAAACGCUCUGGUUCUUGCAGCAUUUGGGAUUGCAGACCGGCGAACCAAGUCGUCGAAACCGCCUAUCGUCUGCUCGAAGACAAGAGCUUCGGGAGCUACAAUUUUUUCCUCAACAACUGCGAGGACUUCGCGGUGUAUUGCAAAACGGGCAUGGCCAUGAGCAAUCAAACAGCAGGGUUAUUUGGGUUUAACUUGGUUGGUGCUGUUGGAUAUCAUGCUACCAAAGGGAUCUAUGAAGCCUUUACCAAUUAAAGAACAACUAAGGACUCAUCAGCCAUGAUUUAUGAAAUAAACAGCCACUUGAACUUGGGCUUUUGUGGUAUAAUAUAAAAAAAAAAUAUUAGUAGAGUAUUGCAAAAGUGUGUGAUGUGCUACUUUCCUAAACCUGUACAAAAACAUGCAAAUAAUACCAAUAAAAAUUAUGAAUAUAUUUUCACAUCAAAUACAAAUAA